AUGAGAAUUCCACUGGGACGUAAACAAGCUGAACAGGCCGCCCAAUGGGCUUCAUCUGCAGCAGGGUUCGGAGCGGCUGCCGCGCUAGUCGGUUGCUAUCUGACCGACUGGAGGGUGAUCGUGUCUUAUAUCCCAUUCUACGGAGGAAAAUUCGACAAAAAGGACUAG
Anopheles marshallii is the source of this 168-nucleotide messenger RNA. RefSeq lists its product as uncharacterized. Gene Ontology annotation, biological process: mitochondrial electron transport, ubiquinol to cytochrome c. Gene Ontology annotation, cellular component: mitochondrial inner membrane. The transcript is spliced from 2 exons. NCBI's taxonomy places the organism in Eukaryota, Metazoa, Arthropoda, Insecta, Diptera, Culicidae. The coding region runs from base 1 to 168 and encodes 55 amino acids. The record is from RefSeq and is a predicted model, not a curated record.